Molecule: messenger RNA, 1491 nt
Organism: Hyalella azteca
Lineage: Eukaryota; Metazoa; Arthropoda; Malacostraca; Amphipoda; Hyalellidae
Exons: 4
Coding region: 1-1491 (496 amino acids)
Source: RefSeq, a predicted model, not a curated record
AUGGGGGUCGUCGAAGUCUUCUUGGCCGGCGCCAUCUUGCCGGUUCUGACGCUGGCCGGCACUGAUGAGGUGGUCAUAAAUACCUACGUUGAUUGGCGGACUGGUGUGGUGGUGAUGCCUGGGCUGGCGUCUCAGGCCUCCGACCCUCCGAUGCAAGGCGUGCACAUGAGGAUCAGCUCUUCUUCUUCAGCUCGUCCACCGAGAUCUGACAUUCAACGCCCGUCUUCAUCAGCAAACGCUCAUCCCCUGAGUAUGGUGACAACCUUAUCUGCCAGCGCAAGUAACUCUCUUUUGAUGCAAGCAAAUUCAAACAGAAACCGCCAUCGUCGUAAUGUUCUAAAUUCAUCGUCUGAUAACAACACUGAAAUAAGCAUGAUAUUUCAACUUUUAGAUGAAGGGGAAGAGAAAAUCCAGUUAAAUGAACGAUAUAAGAGUGUAUCUUUAGUGUUAGGUAAUACGGGAGCUGGUAAGAGUACGUUUCUUCAGUGGUUCGCUGGGAACAAUGACAAAUUGAUAGCAAAAAGGGAAUUUGGGUCAAGUGAAGCGUAUCUCAUUGAGGAUUUAAAUAGGAUUGGCAACACAACUGUAAAAUCGAGGAAAAUUUUCCCAGAGUUGGUGGUUCACACUGGAACAGAUGAUGCGUACUAUGAUUGCCCAGGAUUUAGUGAUACGAGGAGUACCAGUAUGGAAAUAGCAACAACCUACUUCAUUAAAAAAGUGGCAGAUUAUGCUGAACAUGUUAAAUUGAUUUUUGUUGUUAAUCAUUCAUCGGUUAGAAGAGGAGUAGAUAGACAAGAUUUAAUGAAAUUACUUAGACAUGUUACUGAUUUCAUAUCAGACAUUGAUAAAUAUCGGCGAAGUAUUGCCAUUAUAGUGACAAAAAUUGAUCCUAAUUAUGAAGAAGUAAACGGGAUUCAUAAUUUAGAUUCAGAUGACCUCGUUAUACGAGCCAUCGGCCAUUUUCUAGAGGAGGUUAAGCAGUGGUUGAGGGAGCGAUUAGCCGAUGCAAGUGUUUCUCGUCAAGACAAAAAAUUUUGUGAGCAAGCAAUGAAGUUUGUGGAUAUUUUAUUGAUUAUGAAAGAUGGACAUUAUUCGAGAAUCGGCAUAUUUAGGAGGCCCAAUAAGCCUGGACCUCUGAGUAGUAAUACGCUUUUACAAGAGGGAAAAGAUCAUAUAGAGAAGAUAGUGAAUGAAAACCUUGCGUUCACGGCAACCAGUGAUAGUGAUUUCGGGUAUACCAUAUCUGAUACGUCCAAGGUUGCUGUAGAUGCUCUGGCAGAAGGAAUCAAUGACAAGGUAUCGUCUAAUCUAAACAUUAUCUCAGAAAACAUGCUGAAAUAUUACAGAAAUUUAGUAGAAGAGAUGCGUAGCAAGAUAAGCUCUUUUACUAACACUACUAACUUGUUGCAGCCCGUUGUGAAGACGGCGCAAUUGGUGGAGAUGGUGGGGAUGGUGGAGGAAGGGGGUACGGCGGUAAAGCAGGUGAUAUAA